AUGGCUGUGUGGGGGCUCCCUUUGCUGGUGGUGCUUUUGCUGGCGACAACUGGUGUGAAUGCCAGAGCCCUGACCGAGCGGCGCCAGGUGGCACAGAGUGGGGCGACUGCGGUCUUCAUUGAUGAGAUUCACUGGGAGAACGCGAUUCUUGACUUUGGGGAGGCUGUUGAGGUCUUUGGGCCUCUGGGGCUGGACAUUGCCGGGUACGUCCUGACGCGCUACGCGGGUUUCCUCAACGAUGUGGGCCAGGCGUGUAACACCCCUGACUGCAUUGCGGCUGGGUAUGAGUUCACCUUCCCUCCAAACACCAUCCUCACCGACCCAGACAAUACCGGGUCUGGGGCUGGCACCGUGGUGGUUGUCUUCCCCCCGGAGGGCCUCCCAAACGUCGGUGCCCAGAUUUCGCUUUCGGACACCACCGGACAGGUCCUGGACUACCUGACGUAUGCCUCGCUGGGAAGCCUUGCGCGCACAACUCCCGCGUCCGUGGGUGCCGCCCUUGGGCUCACUCCUGACGUCGUCACCACCCAAGAGAGCGGCUCCGCCCCUGCGGGCCUGUCGGUGCAGCGCACCGGGGCCACCACGUGGCGGGAUCCCCCUGGCAACAACACGUUCGGCAAGGUCUACCCGGAUUACAUCACCGCCGACCAAAUACCCUUGUGCCGCGUUCUCGCGGACGGGAGCAUCGCAUACGCCGCUAACGGGAAUUUCUCCUGCGGAGCAUUCCAGAGCACCGUCUACGUUUCGCCGGUGACCCAGCCCCCCAAGUGGGCGGAUGGGCCCCGGAUCAUCGGGCCUGGAAAGCUGCCCGAUGCCGCGGCGACAGCAGCUCUCCUCGCAGACACCGGAUUUCAAGGAACCCCCGCGGCCACUCCUGCCCCGACCACCCCGGCCCCCACCACCCCCGCCCCGACGUUCCGCGUUCCGUGCCCGACUUCCCCGGUCGGCGGAAUCUGCGACUUCCAGGGACCAACACCCAAUCAGUGCUUCAACGCCGCCGGCAACCGCUUCAUCUGCUGCGCGACCGUGUGCUCGAACACCCCGGGCGGGGACCCCGUUUGCGGCCCUGCCGAGCCCGGCUGCUUCGCCACGGCCACCCCGGCCCCGACCACCGGUACCCCCGGGCCGACAACUUCCGCCCCGGCUCCUACCACCGAGCCCAUUUCUACCCCCGGGCCGACAACUUCUGCCCCGGUUUCUACAACUGAGCCCACUUCGACCCCGGCUCCUACCACUGGUGGGCCGACCUCUACCCCGGUUCCUACAACCGUGCCGACUUCUACGCCGGGCCCUACGGCCACCCCGAGCAGUACCCCCGCGCCCACCACGCCGGGCCCCACCGCCACCCCCCAGAUCCAGCCCGUGGGGGGUACAUGCGACCCGUACGGGCCGACCCCCAAUCAGUGCUUUGCUUCCAACGGACAGACUUACGUCUGCUGCCAGACCGCCUGCAGCCCGGAGGCUCCCGGCCAAUUUCCCAAAUGCGUUUAA
Messenger RNA from Klebsormidium nitens, 1491 nucleotides. Lineage: Eukaryota; Viridiplantae; Streptophyta; Klebsormidiophyceae; Klebsormidiales; Klebsormidiaceae. The record is from the annotation of a GenBank genome assembly.